AUGGUCAACUCCAAAAUCUUCUUUUCUGUUUUUUCUGCACUUGUAAUUUCUGUCAGUGCCUAUCCUAUUGUUGCCCUUGAUGGAACCCUGGCUGCUCGCAAUGCAAUCCCUGAUAACAAAGACCUUCUUAAGAGUGUGUCAGAUACUCUUAAGAAACUGGACCCUGACCAUGACUUUGACUUGGAAAAAAUUGUUAGUGAUGUUAAAAGCCACUUAGCCGCUAGAAGUGCAAUUCCUGAUAACAAAGAUCUUUUAAAGAAUGUGUCUGAUACUCUUAAAAAACUUGACCCUGAUCAUGAUUUCGAUCUUGAAAAGAUUGUCAACAAUGUCAAGAGUCAUUUGGCUGUUCGAAGCGCCAUUCCUGAUAACAAGGACCUUUUAAAGAGUGUAUCUGAUACUCUUAAGAAACUUGACCCUGAUCAUGAUUUUGAUCUUGAAAAAAUUGUUAACAAUGUCAAGAGCCAUCUUCUUCUUUAA
Messenger RNA from Magnusiomyces paraingens, 477 nucleotides. RefSeq lists its product as uncharacterized. NCBI's taxonomy places the organism in Eukaryota, Fungi, Ascomycota, Dipodascomycetes, Dipodascales, Dipodascaceae. Bases 1 to 477 code for a protein of 158 amino acids. The transcript has a single exon. The record is from RefSeq and is a predicted model, not a curated record.